Messenger RNA from Morus notabilis, 1042 nucleotides. Its product is annotated as non-specific lipid-transfer protein-like protein At5g64080. The transcript is spliced from 3 exons. Gene Ontology annotation, biological process: lipid transport. Bases 242 to 802 code for a protein of 186 amino acids. Gene Ontology annotation, molecular function: lipid binding. The record is from RefSeq and is a predicted model, not a curated record. NCBI's taxonomy places the organism in Eukaryota, Viridiplantae, Streptophyta, Magnoliopsida, Rosales, Moraceae.
AAUAAAAAAUAAUUACCUUUUUCCCAUCUCUCUCUCUCUCUCUCUCUCACAUUCCAUACUGAGCCACAGUGAGACCGCUUUUCCAGCUUCCAUUUUCCAUACCCCUUCUUCUUCCUCCUCUUCUAUAUAAACAACAACCAAACAAUCCCCAAACAUUCCCACAACCUUUCCCUUCAACAUUUUUCCUCUCUCUGUCUCUCUCUCUCACAUCCGUUCCUCUUUCUCUCUCUAAAUCUCUAAAAUGGCAUCAGCAUCAGCAGUGAAGAUCGCUCUGUUCCUGUGCUUGUCGGCAUUAGUACUUGCGAACCACGCGCAGGGAGCGUCACACCACGCGCCGGCGCCGGCGGUGGACUGCUCGAACCUGAUACUGAACAUGGCGGACUGCCUGUCGUUCGUGUCGAACGGGAGCACGGUGACGACGCCGGAGGGAACUUGCUGCAAUGGGCUGAAGACGGUGCUGAAGGCCGACGCCAACUGCCUUUGCGAGGCCUUCAAGAGCAGCGCUCAACUCGGCGUCGUUUUGAAUGUCACCAAGGCCAUGACUCUCCCCACCGCUUGCAAAGUCUCCGCUCCCUCCGCCGCCAACUGUGGAUUAUCGAUCACCCCAUCUGGUGCUCCUGCUCUCUCACCAACAGAAUCUGCUCCAGCAUCUACAGCCGUGGCACCUGCGUCGGGUAUCGGUGCCAUUAAUGAGCAAGCUCCGGCAUCUGCUCCCGGCGGCCAAUCUGGUUCAUCUGUGCUCACCAUUUCCGUCAAAUCCCUUCUUGUUGGCCUUGUUGUUGCAUCCCUCUCUUGCUUUUGAGCUUUUCAGUUUUGAGUCUCCUUUUGAGAUCAAUAGGCUACUGAGGGAAUCAUUGUUAUUUCAUUUUGAUAUUAACCAUUUGGGGUUGUUCUCUUACAUUUAGUUCUUUUCCUUGUGGAUGGGGUGACUAUAGUAGAAACUAAACAUUCAUUUUGUGGCUUGGAACCAGUAGUGUUCUGGAUAUCUUUUGCUAAUGUAUUAAAUUGAUCAUUUCCUAUAAAUUUUGUUCUAUCUUGUCAA